UGGUUUAGCUGACUUAUUCGGCGCAAGAGUAUUUUUCAGGAAUUAUUGAUAAUUUAUAAUUAUUUCAACUAAAAUUCCAUAUUUUAUAAUUAGAAUAUUAUAUUUUUUUAAUACGUUUUCCAAUAUUAAGCAAAAUAAAAUUAAAAAAAACUGGUGAAAGCGUCCAACAGGCGUUAGGCUUCUGAACCAUCUUUUUUAAUUUGCAAUAAGCAGGAUCUUGAAUCUACUUUUUCUAAACAACAUUUUCUAAUGCAUACAAAUAGGCGAAACUAUUAAAAUAUAUUUUCUCAGUUAUGUCUUCAACAAGAACAAGAAAAAGGGAACUUGUUAAGUCGGAAGGCAAUGAAGUUGCGCAAGACAAAGAAAAUGUCGAUUUUGAAGUAAUAGAUGAAAUAGAGUAUAAUGAAACAAAAGGUACAUAUACUAUAAAAACCAAAAAGGAGCUAGAUUCUGAAGAUGAUGAAGACUAUGAAGAAGAAGCAGAAGAUGAAGAUAACGAUGAGAGAGAUGAAAAAGACGAUGAUGCUGUUGAAACGUAUGAAAUAGCUGAUGAAGAGUUGGAAGGGGAAGUUUUUAUUCAUGUUUGUGCGAAGUGUGAUAAACAAUUUACUGAUGUAAAUAUCUUGAAAAAGCAUUUAACAUUCUGUAGUGAAUCAAUUCGACAAAUGUGGGAAAAUUUAAAAGAAAUAGAAGAAGAAAGUGCUAAAAUGCAAUUUGAUAAUUUGUGUUAUUGUUGUGGGGACAGCUUUGAAACAUGCCAUAGUGGACAUAUUAGAUGUCCCGAAUGUCCAAAAUCUUUUCGAAAUGCUAAAAGCUAUGAAAGGCAUGUUUUUUUGAUUCAUUCGAAUUCAGACAAACAUCCGUGCGGAACGUGUAAUGCAAAAUGUCCUUCGGAAAAAAUUUUAAAAUUACAUGAAGAGCAUCACAAAAAUCGCGGAAAACCUUUCGCUUGUAAGAAGUGUGGAAACGAAUUUACUCGUCUUUAUCAUUUAAAAAGACAUAUUAAGUACUCAGGUUGUGAUACAAAAACUGCUGAAGAAUUUGUUUGUAACGUAUGUAGCAAAGUUUUUCAUAGAGUAGAUAACUUAAGAAAUCAUCUUAGAGCACAUCUGGGUGAAGAAAAAAACAAUAGAGACUAUCCAUGCCCUUAUUGUGAAAAAAGUUUUUGUGGAACUUCAACUUUAAAUAUUCAUAUAAGAACCCAUACUGGAGAACGUCCUUUUGCGUGUGAUUUAUGUGAAAAAUUCUUUCCUUCAAACGCAGCUUUAAGAAAACAUAGACGAUACCACACAGGAGAAAAACCUUAUCAAUGCGCUUUGUGCGAACGAGCAUUUGCUGCCAAAGAAGUCUUAAAUAGACACAUGAAAACUCAUACUGGAGAAAAGCCUCAUUCAUGUGAAAUAUGUAAAAAAAGUUUUAUUCAAGCAACUCAACUAAGAAAUCAUAUGAAGAACCACGACACAUCCAAAUCAAAAGGAUUCGAAUGUGCUUUGUGUAAUCAAAGUUUUAACAGAAAAUCUAAAUUAUCAAAACAUUUAAUCAACGAACAUUCUUUAGCAGCUCAGCAAUUCAAUUGUACAAUAUGCACUUAUUCAUUCAAAAGUAAAGCUGGGUUAAGAACUCAUUUCACUAGAUGUCAUAAAGAGGAACAAUUUUCGUGUAGUAAAUGUAAGGAAACAUUUGACGAUGAAAAAGUUUUCAAUUUCCAUAAACUUACCCAUUCUGACAAUGAAGAUGAUGGAAGUGAAGAAGAAUUGAUUCCAGUAAUAGAUAUGAACCAAUGCAACAUUUGUUUUGAAAGUUUUCCAACUCAAACUGGAUUAAAGCGUCAUAGCCUUAAAAAACAUCCAGGCCCUAAAAAUAUUAAAAAAGAAGCUGCAUCACCACGCUUGUUAAAUGGAAGUACACAAUCCAAAAAGGUUACAUCACCACCUCCAAAGCGAUCCAAAAAAGAAAAGGUUACAAAAAAAACUGGAGAAAUUAUUGAAGAAUUUAUAAUUGAAGAACUUCCUGAAAACCAUGAUGCCGAAAUGCAAGAGGAAGAAACUUCCAGCAACUUAGUGAAGUCUAAUGGACCAUCUAUACAUUCACGCGAACAAAAUACAAUGCAAGUUAUGCAUUCUUCUCCUGCAAAAAGUGAAACAACCGUAUCUAAUAAUGAUAGAUCACCAACCAAAUAUGAAGAAGAAGAAUCAAUCAAUUUAGAAGAAGUAGAUGAAAUUUUAUUAGAAAUUGACAAAGAUUCAUUUUUAUUGAAACUGACCGAACCGAAAUUAUCAGAGGCAGAUGAAAAGUUUAAAGACAAUAUUACGAAAUUGUUAAAUUUCUUAGUGGACGAGAAGACACUUAGCAAGUUUGGUUGGCCUGAGGCUCCUGUUGAAAUAGUUUUGCAAAAAGUAAUAUUAAAUUGUGGACAUAAAAUUAACGUCAUUGACAACUCAAUAGAUUAUAUUACGCGAAUGAGAGAAUAUGUAAAAAUAUUUUUCAAUGUAGUUGUUGAAAGCGAUACUAUAAAAGAUUUGUUAAACAAUUUAACUAUUGAUGAGGUUAUUGAUCACUUCGUUAGCAAGGCCGAAGAUAUUUAAAUUUUAGGACAGACCUUUUUUUAUGUAUUCGUUUCUUAUUUUUAUAUGAUAAAGUAACAAUAAAGUAAAGUA
This is a messenger RNA of Condylostylus longicornis, 2657 nucleotides long. It is a transcript of the gene su(Hw), whose product is annotated as protein suppressor of hairy wing. Gene Ontology annotation, molecular function: RNA polymerase II cis-regulatory region sequence-specific DNA binding; DNA-binding transcription factor activity. The record is from RefSeq and is a predicted model, not a curated record. The transcript has 12 exons. NCBI's taxonomy places the organism in Eukaryota, Metazoa, Arthropoda, Insecta, Diptera, Dolichopodidae. The coding region runs from base 294 to 2585 and encodes 763 amino acids. Gene Ontology annotation, biological process: regulation of transcription by RNA polymerase II.